Messenger RNA from Gymnodraco acuticeps, 4998 nucleotides. RefSeq names its product probable G-protein coupled receptor 21. The transcript has a single exon. The record is from RefSeq and is a predicted model, not a curated record. Gene Ontology annotation, biological process: G protein-coupled receptor signaling pathway. The coding region runs from base 813 to 1883 and encodes 356 amino acids. NCBI's taxonomy places the organism in Eukaryota, Metazoa, Chordata, Actinopteri, Perciformes, Bathydraconidae. Gene Ontology annotation, cellular component: membrane. Gene Ontology annotation, molecular function: G protein-coupled receptor activity.
GUUUACUGCCUGCCUCCCUGAUCUAUCUCUCUCUCUUAUACACACACACAUUUAUGCUAUACACACAAACAUACACUAGAAGUCAGCCAGCUGCCUCUGAGCCUCACUACCAGCCUCACAGAGGAGAGAUCCCGGUGACAUUAUCCAUCACUUCUGGAUGUUCGCCUGCCUGCACUCUUCCUGCUGGCAGCGCUCUGAGUGUGUGUUCGUUCCCUGAGGUCCACAGAAAAGGCUGCCACUUCCAGGUCUGACACUGCUUCUUUGGACUCUCUUGCUUUUGUUUGCUGAGACAGUCGUCACUGUCAACGUGAAGGAGUUACAACAUCACAGCUGCCUGGAAUAUCGGCAUUAUUUUUCCCUCCCUUUUUCCUUUGCAAGAGAGGAAGUGGAUCCCUGUAUUUUUCCGGAGGCAGUGUGCCAAUGCAGAAUGCUUACCUCAGGAUUUGCAAUCUAGGGGUGGUGGGAUGGGGGGGGGCGCUAUGAUAAACAGCUGCGAGGCGAGGAUGGUUAGCACUGCAGCAUCAGACUAUUGUUCUACGUUGGGGUUUUUGUUUGCUUCUCGAGGUUACACACAUAUAUCACAACCUAAAGCAGAAGCAGUGGAGCCUGUUUGCAUUUUUCAUACACAAUGGAUUACUGUUACUUUAAGGACGGGCUCCCUGCCCACUAAGGGAAGAAAGAUGCUGAUUUAGGGAUAACAAGAGCACCGGAUGAACAACUUCAGGAUUGGAAAAGAGACUUUAUGGACAGGUCAAUGGCUACGUUGAGCUGAAACCGCCCCCCUUCUACUCCCUGCCCGCUCCAGUCCAAACAUGAACUCUUCUUCUGAUGCGAACCAAAGUGGUUCUCCCCCGUUCUGCCUGCUGGGCUCCGUGGGUUACUCCCGCAGCCUGGAUACCUGCGUGCUGGAGGUGGUCAUCAUCCUUUUCCUCACUGUGCUCAUCAUUGCUGGCAACAUGGUGGUGAUCUUCGUCUUCCACUGCGCCCCAUUGCUGCACCACCACACCACCAGCCACUUCAUCCAGACCAUGGCGUACGCCGACCUGCUGGUGGGGGUCAGCUGCCUGGUGCCCUCGCUGUCCCUCCUCCACUACCUCCGAGGCCUGAAUGAGGAGCUCACCUGCAAGGCCUUUGGCUACAUGGUUUCUGUGCUGAAGAGCGUCUCCAUGGCCUCGCUUGCAUGCAUCAGCGUGGACCGCUACAUCGCCAUCACCCGUCCACUGUCCUACGCAACGCUGGUGACGCCAUGCCGACUGAGAGUGUGCAUCGUCCUGAUCUGGGUUUACUCUGCUCUGAUCUUCUUGCCAUCCUUCUUUGGCUGGGGGAAGCCAGGAUACCAUGGGGACAUAUUUCAGUGGUGCGCAGACUCUUGGAAGACCAACCCAGGGUUCAGCACCUUCAUCGCGGCGCUGCUCUACGCACCAGCAGCGCUCACCGUGUGCUUCACCUACGGGAGUAUAUUCCGGAUCUGCAGGCAGCACACAAGAGAGAUCACCCAACGGCAUGCCCGCUUCAGCUCGCAGGCGGAGGGCGAUAAAGGCGAGCGGGGGGAGCGGUGUGAAGGGUGCCCGGACAAACGCUACGCCAUGGUGCUGUUCCGCAUCACCAGCGUCUUCUACGUGCUGUGGAUGCCGUACAUCCUUUACUUCCUCUUGGAGAGUGCUGGGCUGUAUCACCAUAAGGUGGCAUCCUUCCUUACAACAUGGUUGGCAAUAAGCAACAGCUUCUGUAACUGUCUCAUCUACAGCCUCUCAAACAGCGUCUUCCGCAAAGGUCUGGGCCGCCUCUUUAGCCCGUUGUUCCCCUCCUGUCUCGGCUGCAUGGAGGCCAAAAAAGCGCCAGUUCCUAUUGGUCCCCGGGCAAACACCCAAUGCCAAGUGUGAGCCCUGACACCUCUGGUUUUGGAUUGUUCACUUUGGGGGCAUCAACCUCUGUGUGUGCUUUGUUCAGCUGCGUAGCAUGACACAGGUGGACCCGCAGUGAAAUGUGCUGGGGACCCCCUGCAUGGAGCACGGAGAGGUGCCUGUGCAGAUGCCUGUUGGUUGUCUCCAUGGCUGAUUUUGUGGAGGCUGGGAAGCUUUCACGAAUGCUCUUCACUGUGAUGCUGCUCUUUCACGGCUGCAAAGAUCACAACCUGACAACAGGGAGUAAAGAAGUUUGAUGUCGAUGGAGGAAGGGGACAGUAGGAAUAAGAUUCAUGUGUUUCACUUCAGAUGAUUUAAUAAGCACUCCUGCCUGCACUAACAACUCUCAGAUGCAAAAAAAGGAAAGCACAGCCUGACUUGUGUUGUGUGAUCCGCUGAAAUGCAAAAAAAUCUCUCCGAACCUGACUAGAAAAUACAAUUGUCUUGGUUCGUUCAGGGUAGAUUAGGCAAUGCAAACACAUUUUAGGACACUGAUCUGUUUUCCUUAGGGAACACCAGAUGCUAAUGAGUUAAUGAGUGUAUGAAACAUCUUUCAUCUGAUAAUCAGCGUGUGUGUGAAUCGGAUGGACUUCAAGAGUAUUUCUCAAUGAGAAGACAAAAGAUUUAUUUCAAAUGUUAAUCAAAAGGUUUUCUCUCUUUGAACCUGGUUGUUUGUGAGAAGCUUCAAGUAUGUUUACACAGUCUCGGGUUUCACAUGAAAUUGUUGAUUCAAGAAUUAGCUUUGCUUUCUUAUGGUGGCUGCUGGUUUCCCUGCUGGCAGACAGUGGCGUGUCUUCUUCAACAUGACAAUACAUUAAUUUAUUAGGAGAGUUUUAUUCUCUGUUUGCGUUUCCUCUUCAGGUUUAUCGGCCCUACUUUGUUAAGCCUCCGGGAUGUUUGCCUUGGACCUCCGCUGAAACAGAACAUGACUCUUAAAUCACAAGCCACGUAGAGUCUUAAGAUAAUCUCCUCCUGCCUCGUCGACUGUUGAUGAUCAAUCAGCUAUCUGCGGGGAUCCACAUGGCCUCCAUGCAAAGACUGACUUCAUUGUUAUCUGUAAACUUUAUUAUCUGCCCUCCAGCAGUGGAUGGCUGUUCAGAUGAAUGUAAAGUGAAACACAAGUUUAAUCACAAGCUCAACCACGGAGGGCAAGAGGGUCAGAGCACUUUUUCUAAGAGCCAGUGACCGCUUGUGGCUUGGUGUAAAUAUACUUCGUAGUUUCAAUAUUUAAACAGUGGUUAAUUGUAAAGAGGACCUCCGGGGUUAUAAAUGUGGAUGUUUUUUAAGAUAAUUUAUUUCUCGCAGCCAAGAUGUCCCCAGAGACUGAACCUGUUUUUUACAUACUGCAGGAAAAUGUUUUAUAAAUUUAAAGUCACAAAUGUUUUUCUGAUAGCGUCUUGCUCUUGAUUAAAACAUAGUUGUGGAAAAAGAAGAGUAAAGAGAAUCUUUUGGAAAAUUGUUCAGGAAAACACUAUAUGGCUAAAUGCACGGCCCGAACCAAAUAGUGUAUUUAUCUGUGGCUGUUUUUAAGGUAUGGGCUCCUAAUAUCCAUUAGAAAAACACUUUUUCUAAAGGCAUCUUACAACAGUUAAUCAGAAUCUAUCAUUACAAAUAAUAUGCCAUAGAAAUGUACAUUUCCCCUUAAAACAGCUUGAAAAAUGAUUGGUAAAUUGUAAAACUGAACCGAAAACCAAACCACAGUUUACAACACUGUUGUUGUAAUGUACUGUGUACUUUAUUUAUUAGUGUAUUUAACAGGGAAGGUUCACAUUGCUUAACCAGACAUUUCCGAGAGACUGAUAACAGUUUGUAUGUUUAAGUCUGUCACAGUUUCCCAGUCAGCUUGAUCCUGUUAAAUCGAGUUGCAACUAACCAUUAUUUUCCUUAUGGAUUCAUCUGCUGAUUAUUUUCUUUAAUAAUAAAUGUAUCAAAUGUUGGAAAAAGUGAAAAAUGUCAAUCACGGGUUGUCAAAGUUCAAGAUGAUUUUUGUUUAUGUAUUUUCUUGCUGGUCUGAAACACAAAGUAUUCCCUUUAAAUUGAAAACAGCAUUUUCUGCCUUAGGGGCAUCCAAACAAAAAAAGAUUCAAGAUUCAAGAUACAAAGUUUAACUUAAUGUGUAUUCAGUUUAACAGAGUAUUUUGAUCUAGACAUUUGGGAUCAUUUAUGUGGUGUUAUAAAUGUGUAUUAUAACAAGGGUCAUCACUUUGAAAAAAUUGAACGUACAUUUUUGACCUCAGAAGCAAGUUCCUGUUAGAAGUUGAUGUGAAUCACCUGAUCCUCAGCAGGUGAAGGUUGUCCAGUUCUAAUUGACUUGUUGUAUAUCAUUGAGACCUUACAAGCAGCUUCUGUAGUGAGGAUUUAUAAAUAAAGCAUGGCUUUAGGGCAGGGGUCAGAGUAGGGUCACGGUUCAGAGUUUAACAGUAGGACUUUUCCGGUGCAACGGUCACACCAGCUGCUGCCAGGGGGAUCAAACCUCCCAAUGACCCCACUGUGCUGAUGUUCUAUUUAUAAAGCAUUUUUCUAUGUAAUGGUAUGUAUUCAGCAUCUGCUAUGACAAUGUAAUUUCCUCUGACUUGUUUGAUCCCUGCUUGAUUGGUUGUGAAAAAUGCUCCACUGAUGGACCUUUCCUGCAUGAUUCUGGUUCUGAGAGUAACUUUACUCCAUGUCUUCGGUUUCUAACUACUGUUGUGUACCACAUAUGGCUUAUCAUGUUUUCUUAUGAGCGAAAAUCGUUCUUGUUCAUGUCAGAAAACCCUCUAGCCUUCCUGUGAUCUUCACCUGUCGCUGCCGUGAUAAAAUGACACAAAUAUGCAAACAGUGAAAACACAAAAACCAAGAGCCUAACCUUAAAAGGUCUCAUUUAACCUAACAUUGUCAAAGUAAACACCUGAAAUCUUUGCAUUAUCUUUAUGACAGCAGUGGGAGUCAAUGCAAUACAGCUUACUGGUGUUAACACAAACCACAAUAAAUUAAUGAAAGGGCUUUUAUUAUCUCAACACUGGUUAGGCUGUUUGCUACUCAGCGUGUGAUCUGAGCAACUGCUGUAAAUUAUUGUAUGAAGGUGUAAAUGUAAGAUUAAAAUGAUAUGUUCUGA